AUGACCGACAUCAACGUCCCAGAAGAGACCUUUGCCUCUGGACGCUACUCGAAGCGCAAGCGCACCCAGGUCACAUACCAUCUCGACGAACUGGAAUUUUCAGACUCGGAAUCGGAAUUCGACAGCCCACAGGCAAAGAAGCGGACGGUCAAGGCAAGCUCCAGACCACUUCCCAAGCGCAAGGUCUUCCCUUUCAUGGAACUUCCAGCGGAAAUUAGGAACAUGGUCUACGAGUAUGCUCUUACAGAUCCUUCUGGCAUCAAUCUCGUCGGCACAUUCAAGCACAAGCGCCGUACAGUCGAACGCGUAUCAGCCAAGUGCGAGGCAGACAUAUCACAAGACAGAGAUUAUUCAGACUCAUUUCUUAUAAAUGAUAGCAUCCGAAGCCAACACGAAAAACCAGCCCCUCUUGGCCCGUCGCUCCUUGCUGUGAGCAAGCAGAUCCACCAAGAGGCUGUCGACACUCUGUACGGCAAGAACGAAUUCAUCUUUACCGAUAGCUUCGCCUUGUACAACUUCAUGAUCAACCUUGGCCCCAGAGGCGCCAAACACCUCAAGACGCUUCGCCUUCGAGGCUGGCUUUAUGGCCGCGCAACAAAAGCAUACAACCACUCCUGUUUCGCCGCACUAGUCUGGGCUACGAAUAUCACCGCAUUCCACUUCGACACGCGAAUCGGUUGGUAUCGCGCAUCCAAGUAUGGAGCUGAACAACUCUACCGCGAUGCAUUCCCGUGGAUGGAGGCCGUAGGAUUGGCAAAGGGCAAAAUCGAUGCUGUCGUCGAUAUCAUACAGCUUGACGAUUAUCAUUUCGACAACUUUCGUUAUCGCUCCGGCUUUGCGUCUCAGACAGAUGUGCCUAAUGAGGAGAAGCUCGAGGAAUUCAGGACAGCGUUGAGGAAGUCUCUCGGCGCGCAACAGAAACGGGUCAUGGCGCCGGCGGUGAAGAAGAGCAAAGUCACCAAGAAAGUCGUUGUGGAUGAGUAG
This is a messenger RNA of Alternaria atra, 984 nucleotides long. RefSeq lists its product as uncharacterized. The record is from RefSeq and is a predicted model, not a curated record. Lineage: Eukaryota; Fungi; Ascomycota; Dothideomycetes; Pleosporales; Pleosporaceae. The transcript is spliced from 3 exons. Bases 1 to 984 code for a protein of 327 amino acids.